AUGAACUCUACCCAUCGCCACGGAAGGUACACUUCUCUGCACUUCUGGAACCACAGCAGCUACAGACUGCACGGCAAUGCCAGUGACUCCCUGGGGAAAGGCUACUCCGAGGGAGGGUGCUACGAGCAACUUUUCGUCUCUCCUGAGGUGUUCGUGACACUGGGUGUCAUCAGCUUGUUGGAGAAUGUCCUGGUGAUCGUGGCCAUCGCCAAGAACAAGAAUCUGCACUCCCCCAUGUACUUUUUCAUCUGCAGCCUGGCUGUGGCUGAUAUGUUGGUGAGCGUUUCGAAUGGAUCGGAAACAAUUGUCAUCACCCUGCUGAACAGUACAGACACAGACGCCCAGAGUUUCACCGUGAACAUUGACAAUGUCAUUGACUCCGUGAUCUGUAGCUCCUUGCUUGCGUCCAUUUGCAGCUUGCUGUCCAUCGCAGUAGACAGGUAUUUCACUAUCUUUUAUGCUCUCCAGUACCAUAACAUCAUGACGGUGAAGCGGGUUGGGAUCAUCCUCAGUUGUAUCUGGGCAGCUUGCACCGUGUCGGGAGUGCUGUUCAUCAUUUACUCGGACAGCAGUGUGGUCAUCAUUUGCCUCAUCAGCAUGUUCUUCACCAUGCUGGCUCUCAUGGCCUCCCUCUAUGUCCACAUGUUCCUCAUGGCCAGGCUUCACAUUAAGAGGAUCGCUGUCCUCCCGGGCACGGGCACCAUCCGCCAAGGUGCCAACAUGAAGGGGGCCAUUACCUUGACCAUACUGAUCGGGGUCUUUGUUGUCUGCUGGGCCCCAUUCUUCCUCCACUUGAUAUUCUACAUCUCUUGUCCCCAGAAUCCAUACUGUGUGUGCUUCAUGUCUCACUUUAACUUGUAUCUCAUCCUGAUCAUGUGUAAUUCCAUCAUUGACCCUCUGAUCUAUGCGCUCCGGAGUCAGGAGCUGAGGAAAACCUUCAAGGAGAUCAUCUGUUGCUAUCCUCUCGGCUCUGUGUGA
This is a messenger RNA of Pteronotus mesoamericanus, 978 nucleotides long. RefSeq names its product melanocortin 4 receptor (gene MC4R). Gene Ontology annotation, biological process: regulation of metabolic process; adenylate cyclase-activating G protein-coupled receptor signaling pathway. The record is from RefSeq and is a predicted model, not a curated record. Lineage: Eukaryota; Metazoa; Chordata; Mammalia; Chiroptera; Mormoopidae. The transcript has a single exon. Gene Ontology annotation, cellular component: cytoplasm; plasma membrane. Gene Ontology annotation, molecular function: melanocyte-stimulating hormone receptor activity. Bases 1 to 978 code for a protein of 325 amino acids.